UUUUUUUAUUUUCAAAGUGGUCAGAUUGGUUACUUGUCUCCCUCCCUCAAGCAUGACGAUACUUCCAUCCGCGAUUCCCUUACCGAACUUUGAGAAGGACCAGGUCGUUACUAGAACCGACAGCGUCAACAGUCUAGAGACGAUGUUGGCCACCCCGUUCCAACUGUUGGAUUUAACUAUUCCCAGGGAUCACUCGAUACUAUUGAGCAUAUUUUCCUUGUUGUUGAAUCUCGACGAUGCAAAUUUAAUCAUCACCAGAAAUCAUACCAGGAUCGGUACUCCCUCUCCUACCAGGUCAUCCCUACUUGAUAAUGUAUUUGUCCCAGGUGACAUCUGGUUACGUAAUAUUCCCAUCAAGGAUGUCGCCAUCAAGAACAACAUCAUUAACGAAAUCAACCAAAUGUUGGACUACGAAUUCAACAACGAACACUUGCAAUUUGAAGAUAUCACCUUAAACUACUAUCUGAAGCUACUCAUGGCUUACAAAGUCUAUGAUAUACCCGGACGAAUGUCCAACAGCCUGGAGCUUUCAUACGAACUUGACCGUAUGGGUAUUAUCCACGACGAGGAGGAACAAGACAUGUAUCUGAUGACAGAUACCGAUAGCAUCAGCGAUCCUAUCGAGCCUAGUUUUUAUCGCACCGUUUCCAACGACAGUAUUGGUUCAUUCAAGAUGUUUAGCAAGAAAGCCAGGUCCAGCACAAAACGGAUUCUGAGUAUGUUGUUGCAUCCCAGCAAAUCGUUUGAUUUCAGCACCAGCACCGUUGCGUUGCCAGCAUUAACUGAAACCAACGGAAGCAGUAGUACCAUUAACGGAUAUAGUCCAACCAAAAUCCACAGUCAUAGCCAAAGUCAUAGUAUUAGUCAUGGGCAAAAUCACAGUAUUACUCAUGGUCCAAAUAUCAGUCACAACAGUUAUCCUUUCCCUAUCAGUCAUAACACACACAGCCAAAGUCAUAAUAGCACCCCAAGCUAUACCCGCCCCCACAGCCACGCCCACACUCCUAGCAACGGAUCUAUCACCGGACCAGAAAAUACCCUCAGUUCCAUCCUUAGUAAAUCCAAAUUAUACUCUCGCGUCAAGAAGAAGCGAGAAUCAGCAGGAUCAAUUGCAUCCACCGGCUCCCGACUGAGUACUGCACCACCAUCAAGACCAAUAUCUGCACACAAAAUGACCACCACAACUACCCGAUCACCCCAUGAUAGUCAGCGACAAAGCAAUGAUGAGUUUGAGAAAUUAAAAGCACAACGACAGACAUACGAAUACUACAUGACGUUGAACAAACUACACAAGAAUUGCACCGACAUCAUCAAACGAUUGAACCAAAUGAGCAAGAGUGACGCAGGAUACAAGAAGUUCACUCGGUUCAUUGAGUUUAUUGAGAAGCAUAUACUUAAAUUCCUUGUUAUCGAUUUAAUGACGAUGGUUACCACUUACUGUAAAUUAAAAGCUAGAAAUUUUAACCAAAUAAAGUAGGACGUUACGACGGUUUAUAUUAGGAUAUGACAAUAUACAGAUAUGGGAUGUUUAUACACAUGUAGCUAACAUUCUCAGAAUCACUUCAAUCAAUUGCUCGUUUUCGCAAGCAGCAGCCACUCUUUCUUUAUCAUUCAACUGUUUAUUCACUUGGGAUUCACUUUGAUGCGAUCCUUCCUUGAUCAAGAGUUUGACUCGGAACUUGCCAGGCAAACUUCGGAUUAAACGGACUUUGAUUCCUAAUCCGAUGAGUGUGGCCAACGAGCAGUGGGUGAUGGUGGGAGUUAUUCUAAUGACAACUUCGGUGAGAUAUUUACUAGUGUUUAUUUCAAUGUCAUUGAGAUUGACCACAGCAAGUUGCCCCAAAGUCAAGGGAUGUUCUGGAUCAGAGAUGGUGGAUAUUAAAUCAAAGAUUUCUUGGGGAUCAAUAGGGUCCUCUUCUUCGUCUGAGUCUAUGUCUUCUUCUGAGUAUUCGUCUUCUUCUUCUAGUAACGACAACUUAAGGGCAUUACUAAUGAGUUUAUGAUUGGCAGAUAAUGUGGUACUGAAAGGAGAUCCAGUCUCUUGUCUCUUUGGGAGUUGGGCAAGGGACAAGAUGGUUG
Spathaspora passalidarum NRRL Y-27907 is the source of this 2079-nucleotide messenger RNA. RefSeq lists its product as uncharacterized. NCBI's taxonomy places the organism in Eukaryota, Fungi, Ascomycota, Pichiomycetes, Serinales, Debaryomycetaceae. The annotation marks the transcript as partial. The transcript has a single exon. The record is from RefSeq and is a predicted model, not a curated record.